Molecule: messenger RNA, 4672 nt
Organism: Tilletiopsis washingtonensis
Lineage: Eukaryota; Fungi; Basidiomycota; Exobasidiomycetes; Entylomatales
Exons: 4
Coding region: 155-4582 (1475 amino acids)
Source: RefSeq, a predicted model, not a curated record
AUCCUCGAUGCCGGCUUCUCUCUAAGCUCUCUCCCUCUUCGUCCCCUGCGGUCUCGUGUGAGCACCUCGCCGCACCCCUCCGCUCGCCACCUCCUCCGACGUGUGCGAGCGCGCCAGCCGUGGCGACGCCGCUGCACCGAGCACCGCGUCCGUCAUGCCCACCCUCUUCGCCCGGCGCAGCAAGGGGCCGUCCAGCAACGGCCUCUCGUCGCUGCGCUUCAACCAGCACCAGCCCGUGUCGUCGGCGGACCUGCUGCAGAGCGCCGCAGGCGACCAGGAUGCGCGCCCGCUGCCGCCCGUGCCCUUCGAGCUGCCGCCGCAGGGCACCGACUACUCGAUCCCCUCGCACGACUCCUUCAAGAUGCACGAGUUCGGCGCCCUGCCGCCGCCGCGUGACAUCGACGAGAAGCCACUGCCGCUGCCGGCACCGCAGCAGCAGCAGCAGCAGCGAACAGCACGCUCGAUGACUUCGCGCUCGACCAUGCCGAUCGCGUCGCUGCGCCCGGCCGUCAGUGCCGCGACGAUCAGCGCCGGCGGCCCGCCCACGCGGGCCAAGACUCGCUCCAGCAUGGCCAGCGGCUACUCCACCGGCAUCACUCACUCCGGCUUCGGCCACCUCUCGGGGCGUGCCUCCCUCGAGCACGUCGAGCCGUACUCCUACGGCUACUGCCACGCCAGUCUCGAUGCGCAGGUGGACAUUGCCGUCGUCGUGCAGCUCGUGGGCGCGCUGGGAGAGCAGAUUCGGCAGCGGGGCCUGGACUCGCCUCUGAUCUUCUCCUCGAUGGCGCUCGACGUCUCGGCGAGCAACACCUGCUCGCUGAUCCGCUCCUUCAUGUCCUCGCACUCGGCAGCGGCAGCGAGCUCGCGAUCGCGCGGCAUGCCUCCUUCGGCCCUGCCUGCCGCGUUCCUGAGCGAAAUCCGCUUCGCGAAUCCGCACGAUCUCGCUGCGAUGCUGAAGUGGGCGCUGGCACGGCUCGGCCGCGUCUUUGCCGUGCCUGUGCCGGCAGUGCCCGGCGAGGGCCCGAACCGCAAAGGCGUGGUGGAGGAGGACACGAUCUUCGUGCAGCAGCGCGGCUUCUUGCAGCUUGAUGCGUACCUCUCAUGGCGCGAAGACGAGCGGACCCGGCAAUUUCCGGUCACUGCGUUCACGUCCUUCGUCGAUGCGGUGAUGGACCCCGCGGCAGCCGCACUGCUGCGCGCCCUGCUCUCUCUGCUCUCCUCGACGGCGGCAUACAGCCUGAAGAACGGCAUGACGCCGUCCAAGCUGGCGCGGCUGUUCGGGCCUCUGAUCUUCGGCCUGCCCGAGGAUGAGACAUUCGAGCGGACGUACGAUGCGUUCGUGCGCGCCAGCAACGCCACGGAGCACCUGCUGCUGGCCUACAUCCGCGAUGCGUCCAGCACCGAAUCGCUGCCGGUCCGCCUGAACGACCAUCUGCGAGGCUAUCCGUCCAUGCUCUCGAGCGACAUCAGCCGCCCGGCGCGGCACGUGCGCGGCGUGCCCGUGACGCAGAUCGAGCGCGUGGUGCGCCUCUACAGCGCGGACCUCGUGCAGAGCGCAUGCGAGCUGGACCUGAGCGCCACCUGCGAGGAGUGGGCUGCGUGCUGCAGCACUCAGGAGAGCCUCGGCCGCGAGCCGCAGCUGUCCGAUCGCUUCCGGAAGCUGCUGAACUUCAGAGGAAGCGCUGUCCAUGCUCGGAGAAGCGAGGCCAGCAACGGCGCGGGCAGCAGCUUGCUCGUUCGACAGCUCUCAUCGCACUCCAACGGCCGCUCGACCGAGUCCGAGCUCGAGACGCACGGCUCGCUCGCCUCCAAGACAUGGUCCGACUUCUCGCUCGACGGCUUCGCGGCGCCCGACAAGUCGAAGCUCGCCUUCGAUCUGCGCGAAAGCGAGCGCAAGGCGCGCAUCGAGAAUCGCGGCACCGUCAAGUGGUCGCAGUUUGAAGAGACGGGCUUCGUCGCCACAGACGAGGGCCUGCGAGAGGUGCUGAGCUUCGACGACGGGCUGCAGGAGGACAUGGCACGCUGGCCUGGCGAGCGCGCCCAGAUGCUCGAGAAGAUCCGCGCCCAGGCGAGCAAGCUGCCGCCGUUCCCCUACGACACUGCGCCGCACUGCGUUGCGAGCCCGCUGCGCGGCGAGAUCUCGACCCUUGGCGCGGGCCAGUGGAACGAGACGCCCAUCUCGCGCAUGGACGAGAUGUUCCCCGAGGUCGUGGCCGACUUUCUGCUUGGCAAUGGCUGGAGCAACCGCGACGAGCUGACGCAUCGCAACGCCAACUUCGUCGUCGUGCAGUACAAGAGCCGCGCCGCGCCAGAAGUGCAGGAGGCCUCGGCAGACUCGACGCUCGGCGACCAGUCGCUCCUCUCGCGCAACGGCGAGGCGCCCGUCGAUGACCGCACCAAGGCGGCGUGGUUCAUCGUGCAGGAGCUCGUGCCGUCGCAGUACCGCGCGGACCUCGAUGCCGCGGGACGGCACAAGGGUCGCAGCAAGCCCAGCCUGCGCAAGCUGAACAUCUUCAAGCGCGUGCGUCGGGAGCGCGAUGAGAAUCAGCCCGCCGACCCGCACGAUCCGUUCACUGCCGGCGCAGGUGGGGCCACGCGGCAUCUGCGCAUUCAUGGCCCGACCAGCCCGGCGCUGAGCAGCAACGGAGCGAUGGCGGCGGAUCUCGAGCGCGCGGGCACCUACGCCUCGUUCCGCACCCAGACGCAGCGGCGCACCGACGCCGGAGUGCCGCCCGGCAUGACGUAUGAGCCCGGUCCCGACUUCAUGGAGACCAGCUCGAGCAGCAUCCUGCACUCGCUGCGGUCCAAGACGAAGCGGGGACGUGGACGAGGCGCCGACGAGGCAGCUUUGCCAAGCGCACCGCCGCAGCAAGGCAUUGCGCACACUCAGUACGACUCCUUCUCCUCGUCGGACUUCGAGACUCGCAGUCUGCACGAUCCCGAGCUCGACGAGCUCACGGCCAGCGAUGACUACACGGUGCGGCGCAAGAACCCACUGGCGCGGCGUCACGAGCGGCGCGAGAGCAAGGACGACGCGUGGAUCGACGUGCUGAGCAAGGCAAACGGCUUUCGCAUGGCGGGUCAGGAUGCCGAUGUCUCGCCGAUGCGGAGGGGCACGCGUCAGCAGCUCGCCUCUGCCGGCGAACCCGGGCCCAGCCGCGCAGCACUUCCGAACCUGCAGCUACCUCCGCGCGAUGCGAGUCUCAAUGACUCGCUACGCAACACGCCGACGCAAGAGACCUUCAAUGAGGACGCGCGGCAGGGCACCGCAACGCAGGCUGUCGUUCGCGAUGCGGCUCCAGCGACAGGCGUGGUCCCUCCCGCUGCGGCCAUUGCCGCAGCAGGCUGGUCUCUCGAGCCUGCGCCCGAGCCAGAGCGCCGCAACAUGCUACGGCCUGCCGUGCCCGAGCGCCGCUCCUCGUCGAUCUCGGAAGACGCGUCUGGCUCGUCGAGCAGGCCGAUGGACCUCACACCACCUGCCGCUGCGCCUGUGCCUUUGCCGCCCAGCGAGCCGAGGCAGCAUGCACCAGUGCUCCCCGCACCGGCACUCCGUCCUGUGGACUCGCCAGACCGGUCACAGUCGGUCACCCCGGUCGCAGGGAAGACUUCUCCGCCCCCUGCGCCAGCAAGUGCCGCCGCACCGACGUCUACCGCGAAGGAGCCGCCUGCUGUGCCGUCGCCGGAUGUCUCUCCUGUCGCUGUGCGCCGAAUCGUGCCGCCCAUGCCGGGCCCGGGUGCGACUGCGGCCGAGAAGGAGCUGGCACGUGCGGCGCGCAUCGAGGCAGCCAAGGAGAGAGCGCGCGAGCUCCGAGCUGGCCUCAAGGACGUUCGCCCUCUCCCUGUCGAGCCAAAGGAGGCCGCAGAGGCUCGACCUGCACCCUCGCCUGCCACAGACCGACCGGACCCCUUCUCCAAGAACCCGACCUCUGGACGCGUGGCGGCGAUCGCUGGCAAGUUCGGCGGCCCGGCCAAGGCUCGUCUCGGCUCGAUGUCGCCGACCAACGGCCAGCCGACCUCGCCGCCGGCUCUCUCUGCCGUCGCAAGCAGCGAGCCUGCUUCUCCGUCUCCCGUGCGCGCCGGCCUGCCCUCGGCGCUGCUGAGCGGCCUGCCGGCACAGGCGCUGUCCUCCGUGAGCUCGCCCGUGUCCGCAACUCAGCCCGAGCCAAAGAUCGCGCAGCCCAUGGCUGGCUGGACCGCCACUGCAGACGCAGGUGCAAAGAGCCCUGCACCGGCCGCGCAGGGCUGGACGCUCGCCGACCCCGAGGCGCCGCCGUCGCCGCGCAUGCGCGAGUCGCUCGACAGUGUUCUGCCGGACAGCGACUCGAUCUACCCCGACGACGCGGCGUCGAACUACUCGCGCUCGACGGACGACGGCGGCGAGCCGGGCGGCCGCUCGAGCGCCUUCUUCGCCUCGCGCCCCGACUCGAUGCUGUCGGAGAACGGCUUUGCGGCGGAUGCGCUGCGCAGCGAGGAGGAGGACCGGGCGAUGGAGCUGCGGCGCGAGCCCUACCAGCCGGGCAUGCCCCUCGACAACGUCGCCGAAGAGUCUGAAUCGAUGCUCAGCGGCUCCAACGGGCGCUAGCUGCGCCAGCGAGCCGCAGCGCGGAGCGGAAGCCACGCCCACGCUCCUUGAACUUCCGAGCUGCACAUCAUAUACCAUCCUUGUCCAUCU